Messenger RNA from Nematolebias whitei (Rio pearlfish), 661 nucleotides. RefSeq names its product E3 ubiquitin-protein ligase TRIM39-like. NCBI's taxonomy places the organism in Eukaryota, Metazoa, Chordata, Actinopteri, Cyprinodontiformes, Rivulidae. Bases 1 to 639 code for a protein of 212 amino acids. Gene Ontology annotation, molecular function: protein binding. The transcript is spliced from 4 exons. The record is from RefSeq and is a predicted model, not a curated record.
AUGGCCAUCCCCUGGCUCCACCAUUACGCUGCUCGCUACAUUCCACACUGUGUGUGGAACUGGAUCUGCGAGGCAGCAGAGGACGUGGCUCUGGACUCAGAAUCUGCCAACCCUGGUCUGCUCAUCUCCGGCGAUGACAAACGUAUGAGGUGCGGCCUGGAGCGCAUAGACGUCACCAUGAGCCAGGGACGCUUUGACGGCUGGUGGUGCGUUGUGGGCCAGGAGGGCUACACCUCUGGACGCCACUACUGGGAGGUGGAGGUGGGCGAGCGGGAUUGGCGGCUGGGCGUGGCCAAAGCGUCGGCCGUGAGGCAGGGCUUCCGCCCACUGAACACAGACACGGGCUACCUGACCAUCCGUCUGGAGAGAGGCACGGAUCUGAAGGCCCUGACGGUGCCCACCACUCCUCUACCACAGAACCAGGUGCCCAGGAAAGUGGGGGUCCAUCUGGACUAUGAGCAGGGCCAGCUGUCCUUCUACAACGUGGAGAAGCGCUCACAUUUGUUCACCUACAACGAGAAGUUCACAGAGAAGCUGUACCCUCUGUUUGGGACGGUGGAGGUGGUCAAAGACCUGGUGGUCAGGCCCGCGGGGGUUCGAGAGCCCUGCCUCUGUCCCGGGCCUUGCCUGUGGAACUGAACUGUCGGCAGCCCAAUGUGUG